CGACGGAGGGCGCAGGCGGCUCGGCGAGCCCCGCCGGUUGACUGUUCGGGCGGUUCCGCUCGGACCCUGGCCCUGACCCUGGCCCCGCGAUGGGAGCUGCUCUCCGGGGCCCGCGCCCCUGAAGCCAAAGAGCCGUCUGCCCACCCACACUCCUCCUGCCCUGUUUGGGGGUCGUCAUCGUCUGUCGGGUCCUGAGCCCUAGCUGGCUCCCGCCCAAGGAGCAGGACGAUGUUCCUGGCAUCGGUGGUGCUGGGAAGCGGCCCCCGGGGAGGGUCUCCGCUCCGGCCCCUCCUGGGGCCCGCACUCUCCCUCCGGCCCCGCUCCACGUCAGCCACGGACACGCACCACGUGGAGAUGGCGCGGGAACGCUCCAAGACGGUCACUUCCUUUUACAACCAGUCCGCCAUCGACGUGGCAGCAGAGAAGCCCUCGGUCCGCCUCACUCCCACCAUGAUGCUCUAUUCCGGUCGCUCUCAGGACGGUAGCCAUCUUCUGAAAAGCGGCCGGUACCUGCAGCAGGAGCUGCCGGUGAGGAUCGCGCACCGCAUCAAGGGUUUCCGCAGCCUGCCCUUCAUCAUUGGCUGCAACCCCACCAUACUGCAUGUGCACGAGCUGUACAUCCGUGCCUUCCAGAAGCUGACGGACUUCCCCCCGAUCAAAGACCAGGCGGAGGAUGCCCAGUAUUGCCAGCUCGUGCGACAGCUCCUGGACGACCACAAGGACGUGGUGACCCUCUUGGCUGAGGGCCUGCGGGAGAGCCGGAAGCACAUAGAGGAUGAAAAGUUGGUCCGCUACUUCCUGGAUAAGACACUGACUUCCAGGCUUGGGAUCCGCAUGUUGGCCACUCACCACCUGGCGCUGCAUGAGGACAAGCCCGACUUCGUUGGCAUCAUCUGCACUCGUCUCUCACCAAAGAAGAUCAUUGAAAAGUGGGUGGACUUUGCCAGACGCCUGUGUGAGCACAAGUACGGCAACGCCCCCCGUGUCCGCAUCAACGGCCACGUGGCCGCCCGUUUCCCCUUCAUCCCGAUGCCGCUGGACUACAUCCUGCCUGAGCUGCUCAAGAAUGCCAUGAGAGCCACAAUGGAGAGCCACCUAGACACUCCCUACAACGUCCCUGAUGUGGUCAUCACCAUCGCCAACAACGAUGUGGACCUCGUCAUCAGGAUUUCAGAUCGGGGUGGAGGAAUCGCUCACAAAGACCUGGACCGGGUCAUGGACUACCACUUCACUACGGCCGAGGCCAGCACCCAGGACCCCCGGAUCAGCCCCCUCUUCGGCCACCUGGACAUGCACAGUGGUGGCCAGUCAGGACCCAUGCACGGCUUCGGCUUCGGGCUGCCCACCUCGCGGGCCUACGCGGAGUACCUCGGUGGCUCCCUGCAGCUGCAGUCCCUGCAGGGCAUCGGCACGGAUGUCUACCUGCGGCUACGCCACAUUGACGGCCGGGAGGAAAGCUUCCGGAUCUGACCCGCAGGCUUGGCCUCGCUCGCCGGGGCGGGCAGGGCGGCACUCCGUUCUACACGCUGCUGCAUCGUGGGUCCUAGGGCCCCAGACAGACGGACUCACGCGGGGCUGGGCGGCCACUUCUCCUCCGUAGGGUCCACUGCUUCCUUGCCUCCGGACCUUGGAGGGGAGGAAGUGGGGACCCCUGAGGUCUCCAGCACCAGCUCCAACAUUUGCGUUCCGGGGAACCCCCUUCUGACCUGUCGUUUGUUAUUAAAGUUCACAUUUUGAAUGCUCUCUCGGGCAGGUGAGCCGUC
Molecule: messenger RNA, 1763 nt
Organism: Lepus europaeus (European hare)
Lineage: Eukaryota; Metazoa; Chordata; Mammalia; Lagomorpha; Leporidae
Gene: BCKDK
Product: branched chain keto acid dehydrogenase kinase
Exons: 12
Coding region: 229-1470 (413 amino acids)
Biological process (GO): protein phosphorylation; regulation of glucose metabolic process
Cellular component (GO): mitochondrion
Molecular function (GO): pyruvate dehydrogenase (acetyl-transferring) kinase activity
Source: RefSeq, a predicted model, not a curated record